AUGUACAUUGCUUCCCUUGUCCUUUUUUGCCUAAUUUUCCUAAUUGCUGCUUCGAAACACGCGUUCAAUGGAGCACUUUACUUGCGCGUGGUGCAACUCCUUGAAAGGGCUGAGCGCAGCGAGUCCGUCUUGGCGGUAGUAAUCACGGGGUCAGGGGGGUACUUCACAAGCGGUGCCGAUAUUAAGGAGCUCCAACGACAGUCGAUUUCGCCUGUACCGAUGAUUCAGCAGCCAUUCGGGGUUUUCGGGAGCGCAGUCUUGCGUUUUCCGAAGCUCCUCGUGGCCGCCGUCAACGGGCCAGCCGUUGGAGUCGGCGUAACGCUCCUUCCACACUGUGACUUAGUCUACGCCUACGGGGGGCCACCACGUACCACCUCGAACGCUUCCAGGGAGGGGGGUGUUGGGGGACGGCGGCGCUGCGGCAUUCCUGCGGCGAGGGAGGAGCGAGGUGUGGGGGUGAAGGAAAGCGCAACUCUUUGGACGCCCUUCUUUCGACUCGCCAUCGUGCCGGAGUUUUGCUCCAGCCUCACUUUUCCGGAGACUUUGGGGUUGGCUCGCGCUAACGACAUGCUCAUCAUGGGUCGUAAACUCAGCGCGCAAGAGGCCCUGUCGUGGGGAUUGGUUUCGACGGUGGUGACGGCCGACACGGAGAAGGAUUUCUUGAUGCAGGCGAGUGGGCCAGUGAAGCACAACGUGAGGCAGAAAGUGGUCGAGACCUGCUUCGCGACAGAGUCGGUGAGGACGUUCAAGCGAAUGGUGUGGCGCGACCGGCGGCCGACGAUGCUCAGGGUGUUCGCGGAGGAGUGCGGGGAGCUUGAUAAGCGCAUGCAAGCAGGACACCCAAAGGCGGCCCUGAAGCACCUGACGAAGGACCCGCCGGCCCGGAGAAGCAAGCUUUGACCUGUCACAGAAUAAACAACACGGAGAAUGAUUUCGAUAGGGUUUGGCGGGCUGAAGGGCAUUCUGGGCACGGUUCGGGGGAGGGAACUUUGGAACGAGCGGGAGGGUGCGGGUUUUGUGGUGCUUGUUUUUUGUUGUGGCGAGCGGCAGAAAUCGAUAGAUGGACUCGAAAAGAUAUUCCGGACUGUUGGGGAAGCGGGAGUCUAGCCAUCUCAUCCAUGGGUGUAGGGUGUUUGGUGAGAAGUAGAGGACUACCUGUUUUGUACAUACAGAUCGAAAUGUAGAUUAUGCGUUUGCUGUCGAUUGCCGUUCAACGAACGUGGCAGUACGCUGAUUACACAUCAUGGCACCCCGCAUCAUGUUCGGCGCAGCCAUAACGGUAUUGGUGUGUAGCUGCGUGCGGGUUGUACCUUGGAAUAGUUGCUCUUGAGGUAAUUGGAUCACACACACGGAUCGGUUGGCCGAAAACCUCAUAGAUUUGGGGGACUGACGCGUGGUGACAACACGAACACUCCCAUGUUGUCAUGGCACACGAGCAAAGCCGAAAUCGAAAUUCGAAACCUUUCUCUAGUAUCCCGCAUCUUAAAGUGUAUGCUGUCGCCCCGGCACCAAAGUACCCUGACCCGCAGGCAGAAGGUGAUACCAAUGAUUCAACUACGCCAAGC
Ectocarpus sp. CCAP 1310/34 is the source of this 1565-nucleotide messenger RNA. NCBI's taxonomy places the organism in Eukaryota, Phaeophyceae, Ectocarpales, Ectocarpaceae. The record is from the annotation of a GenBank genome assembly.